AGAGCCGGCGCCGAGGCGCUUCCGGGUUCGCGGGGCUGAGGCGCCGUCAUGUGACAGCGGCUUAAAGGGGAAGCGGCGGCGGGGGGCAGCGGUGGCAGCAGUAGCGUAGGGCGCGCCGGCCGCGCACACAGGCCCGCGGAGGUGGCGGCGGCGCCGGCAGGGCCCCAGCCAUGGCCGACGACCUGAAGAGGUUCCUGUACAAGAAGCUGCCGAGCGUUGAAGGUCUUCAUGCUAUUGUCGUCUCGGAUAGAGAUGGAGUGCCUGUUAUCAAAGUUGCCAAUGAUAAUGCUCCAGAACACGCGCUGCGACCAGGCUUUCUGUCCACCUUUGCCCUCGCCACAGAUCAGGGCAGUAAGCUGGGACUGUCUAAAAACAAAAGUAUCAUCUGCUAUUACAAUACGUACCAGGUGGUGCAGUUUAAUCGCUUACCUUUGGUAGUAAGCUUCAUUGCUAGCAGCAAUGCCAAUACCGGGCUGAUUCUAAGUUUAGAGAAGGAGCUUGCACCCCUGUUUGAAGAACUGAGGCAGGUUGUUGAAGUUUCUUAACCUGAUGGGAUAGCCGGAGUGCAGCAUCCCUCUGCAGCCCAGUGGACAGAUUCAAUAAUCCUCAGUCAAAUAACAUGCCUCAGAAGAAAUACCACAGCUCCUUAGUAUACUAAGUAAGAGUAAAUUGUACAUAGUACUGAAUCUGAAAUGAUCUACUAGUGUGUUGUAGGUGGAUGUUACUUUAGGCCAUGCUUCUUGUAUCGCGCAGUACUGAAGAGACCACCAAAAUAGCUCCCAUGGAGUUUAGCUCUGCCAGAUCGGCAUGAUGCCGCUGGCUCACAUGAGCAACCCACAGAUCCACAGAUCUCUUGCUUUACAGGAAACCAGGCAGGCAUUGGGGUGUCCCCUACUACGUGUUGGAAGGCAGAUUGGUUGUACAGUGUUAUCAGAGUUGUGGUUGAAGGAGUUACUGUGAGAGCAAGUUUACUAGCCGUGCUGUGUUGGUACAAUCAAUAAAUAUCCCAGCUUUCUCACAGGGGUGAUACUUUGGCAAGGGAAUGCUACUAAUCUGGAUGCUAGCUGCAUCCUGCUUCCAUUGAGAAGAAAGCUAUUUCUAUGAAAGCUGUUGCUCCAGGGGUUUUCCUGAUGCCCGGAUAAAAGCACCUGAACAAUGUCUCACUUCUUCAUGGGGUUUUUGUGUAAUAUGGUUGUGAAGAUCUCUUGUCUCAUAGUCCUUGUGUGGGUUCAUCACUGGUGACACUCUCAGCUCAUUUACCCUUAGGUUUUCCUAAGUAAAUAAAUAUAAAUAAAAUACAGUAUUUUUAAAUGACAGAGCCUGGUCCCCUCUUCUGUCACACCAUAAUACUCCACAGCACAUCAGCUUUUCUGGGGAGAGAACAGAACUGUUUGUAACUGUACAAAACCCAGGAGAUUAGAGGCUGAAAACUAACCAGCGUGUCCCUUGGCUGGGUGGUAAGGAUAGAGAGUCCCGUGCCAAUGCAGAGAUCCUAUCGCUGGGGAUCAAUCCUCCCCUUUGUUCCCUCCUGUGUCCCCCUUGUGACGGCUGCAGUGUAGACUUCUAGCACCGAAACCAAGCACCAAGUGUGAGCUCCUGGCAGGUCUCUGCCUCAGGCUGGGAAAGGGGGUGCUGCUGCCCCUUGUUCACACCUUGCCCCCCUUCAGCAUUGGGCAGGAUGGGAGGAAACAGCUGUGCUGGAAAUGAGGACUGGGAAUUCUUGGCUCAAAGCUUUCUCAGAGACUAAAAGUCAUCGGUCAACCCUUUUCCAUUUAAACUGUGCUCCUGGCGGGAGCUUUCUGUUGCUGGUCCUCACAGAAGCAGCUGGAAACCGAGCCCCAGGGUGUCUGUGUAUUUCUGGCAAAAAGCAUUUGCAUUCCACCUCAGGCCUCCUCCUGCUGUUGGCUUCUCUUCAGCUCAUCUGCCAGUGACUGUGUUCUAGGCCUGCCAAGUGCCACUUCUGCUACUGGCUUCAGUUUGUGACACUAUGUGCUGAACAGUCUUUAAUACUUUGUAACACAGCCGGUUGGUGUGAAAAGGGGAAGGCUGCUUUCGAGGUUACACUUCAUGCUUCAUUCCCAAGCUGCUGUCACAGAACAGUGAUGCUGUUGGAGAACAUUGUCCGACUCUUCCCCUCAGGCUGCCUCUCUCUCACACAAACAAAGCUGUUUAACUGAACAGGAGAUGCCCAUCUGUUAGACCACUUCUUGAAGGGGGAAAGGAGGACAAAGCUUUAACACCACAGUGCAUGAAUACAGAAGACCUUUGGUAGUUUUAUAAUGACGUUUUAUUCAGAAAACAGUCUGUAUAAAAAUAUUCACAAAUAUUUUUAAUUUCUAAGUUGAAAUAAAAUGCUAUUUCUAUCUCCAAA
Messenger RNA from Strigops habroptila (Kakapo), 2371 nucleotides. It is a transcript of the gene LAMTOR3, whose product is annotated as late endosomal/lysosomal adaptor, MAPK and MTOR activator 3. The record is from RefSeq and is a predicted model, not a curated record. Gene Ontology annotation, cellular component: Ragulator complex. Gene Ontology annotation, biological process: positive regulation of TOR signaling; cellular response to amino acid stimulus. Bases 171 to 545 code for a protein of 124 amino acids. Lineage: Eukaryota; Metazoa; Chordata; Aves; Psittaciformes; Psittacidae. The transcript has 7 exons.